This is a messenger RNA of Stegodyphus dumicola, 3384 nucleotides long. RefSeq names its product ionotropic receptor 93a-like. Gene Ontology annotation, cellular component: membrane. Lineage: Eukaryota; Metazoa; Arthropoda; Arachnida; Araneae; Eresidae. Gene Ontology annotation, molecular function: ligand-gated monoatomic ion channel activity; signaling receptor activity. The record is from RefSeq and is a predicted model, not a curated record. Gene Ontology annotation, biological process: monoatomic ion transport.
CAAUUCGUCAAGCGCAUUGGAGUCGAAAAAUUUUGGCCUAUAUUGGAUUCGAUCUGCGCCAUGACUAGAGCGAAAGGGAUCAAGGUUUUAUUUUUUCUACUCAUUCAAUUUAUAGCAUCGUACGCAGAAAAAAUUAUUAAAAUAGCUCCUAUUGUGGAUCCUGCAGUUGCACAGGCUGGUACUGGUAAUACCAGGGAAUAUAUCCUUAAAAUGAAGGACGAAAUUCAAGAAAUUGUUGGAAAUCAAAUCAAAAUAGAAUUCGCAGAUGAGCUGGAGUAUAGGAAUUUAGCGCAUCUUCUUUCCGUAUACACAGAGAAAGUUGACGAGAUUUCGGCCAUUUUAAGUGUGACAACCUGUUCAAAAUACAAGGAAGAUCUAGAGCUAAUGAGAAGCGAGCUUUCUUCUGCUUUACUGUUAGCCAUUUUAGACCGAGGCUGUGCUAGGCCUACUCCUGACCUAGGAGUUGGAGCUCCGUUUCUGCGGUUUAUGCAAGAUAUAGUGCCCUUUCUUGUGGAUGCUAGAAGUGACAACAGAGUAUUGGAAAAAUGGAAUGAUAUCAUAAUUCUCCAUGACGAUAUUAUAGAUCUGAACUCUUUAGAGGCAAUUGUCUCCAUGCUGCAAACUACAGGUAUAAAAAAGCGGUCCACCAGGAUCACGAUCUAUGAUAUAUGUCUGGAACAAAUCUGUAAAGACAUUACAGCAGUCAUAAAGGAUUCCCUGUCACCAUAUGCAGCUUUAGAUUUUCACAAGUAUUUUUUGAUACUGGCGAAAGUGAAAUCACUCAAGAAAGUUGUCGAACAGGCGAAGAAAUUACGUAUGAUGGAUGGAGAAAGAUACUGGCUUCUUGUUACACCAGAGACAAUAAGAGAAGAUGAUUUAGUAUCCACUGCGAACAAUUUGCCUUCAGAAGCAAACGUAGCUAUAGUUUACCCGAAGAAGAAAGAAAACAAGGAAAAAGACUGCAUAGGCCCUUUAGGGUGUCAAGUGUCUGUGAUUCUCAAAGCAUAUGCCAAGAGUAUAAGAAGUUUGGUGGAAAAAGGAAUAUACGAGUUGGAUUCCAAUGACACCGAAUCAAUGAAAAAAGAAAAACUACGGCAAAAUAUAUUGGCAUUUGUGGACAUGGAAGAUGAAUGCGGAGGUUGUGUGGAGCUAACAAUAAAAACCACAGCUUAUUUAGUACCAAAUAAGGACGUAGCCCUUUCUCUUGAUGAUUAUGCGACAGUUGGGACAUGGAAACUUUUUCGUGGCCUGAGAAUGAACGGAGAUUUGUUUCCACUCACGACAGGCAAUUUUCGUGGUAAAAAAAUAAAAAUCGGAAUUGUAAAUGGAGCACCUGGAGCAGUUAUUACCAAACGGUCAGAUGGUAACGGAUACAAUUUUAGAGGUUUGGUUGUGGAUUUCGUCAGAGCUGUGUCAAAAGAAAUGAACUUCACAUACGAAUUUGUCAUUCCAGCUGAUGAACAAUAUGGUAUUCGGCUACAGAAUGGAAAAUGGACAGGAAUGAUUGCUCAAAUCAUCAAUGGGGAAGUAGAUUUUGCUGCACAGACCUUCAUCCUAACUCCAGAGAGACUAGGAGUCGUUAAUUUUACAGGAGCUGUGGAUGAAUCAUCUUAUGCGUUACUAACAAAACGACCACAACAAGAACAUAAGUACCUUUUUCUUGCUCCAUUUACAAAUGAUACGUGGAUCUGCUUAUUUGUAACUGUCGCUCUUAUUGGACCGAUUCUGUACUUAAUUCACAAAGGAAGCAGCUACUAUGAGCACUAUGAUCUGGUGGAAGACAAAGGAUUAUUUCGACUCUCAAAUUGUGCUUGGUAUGCAUUUGGUGCUAUUGUUCAGCAAGGAGGAGUACAUCUUCCAGCAGCAAUAUCUGGUAGAAUACUGGUUGGGUUUUGGUGGAUAUUUGUAAUAGUGACUGUGGCAACUUAUAGUGGCAAUCUUGUGGCUGUUCUUACUUUUCCAAAAAUAAGAAAUCCAAUAAAUAAUCUUGAAGAUGUUUUAGCUCACAAAUCAGAAGUAAAAUGGGGCACUUAUGAUGGCGAGGCUCUCAUUGAGCAACUGAAAAGUUCUUCAUCAAAUACCUUCAAGGAAAUAAGCAAAGGCUUAAUGGUUUUUGGUCUCAAGCAAACAUCCUCGUUACUGGAAGAUGUAGAAGCUGGAAAUCUCGUCUUCAUAGCACCACGAACUAUACUUCAAACGAUCAUAGGCGAAACUUACAAUGAGACAGGCCAGUGUCCAUAUGCGAUUGGGUCAGAAAAUGUCUACACAGAAAGAGUUGCUUUAGCUGUUCCACAAAAUUGGCCUUAUCUCCACUUUAUGAAUAAAGAGAUUUCUCGAUUAUUUGAAAGUGGAAUCUUUAUUAAGUGGAGAAAGGAUGCUUUACCUCCAGAUAAUGAAUGCACCACAAAAUCCAAGCCCCAAGCAGGAGACACAAGAAAAAUUAAUUUAUCCCAAAUGGUUGGUUCUUUCUACAUACUAAUGUUUGGACUUUCCGGAGCACUUGCCGCUCUGCUUUUUGAAUGUCUCUACCUCAGAUCUCGAAACAAAGGACGUCUUCCGAAUAACUUUAAAGGCUUGCAUUUGAAACAAACGAAGCUUCUUGAUUAUAUACUGAACAUGGGUUCUUUGAAGAUGGAUCAACAAAAAAUGUUUGUACAAGCCAAAAUGUAUCCAAACCAGAAACAGAAGAAAAGGAAAGUCCGUCAAAACAAAAAAAGAAGGCGUUCUAAGACUUUUCAUGAAACAGAUAAUACAGGUUACAUGAAAGAAGAAAUGGAUAACCAACGUAAUAUAGCGCUUACAGAGAAUUUUAUGCAUUAUGAUCAGUAUGGAAGGAGAAAUAUUUACAAUGACAGUGAAGAACAACCAAGAACAAAGUUUGGCGGUGAAUACGCUUCAUCCAGAUCAUUCGCUAUAAGGAGAAGUUACGAUAACCCUAACUAUAAAACUCAGUUUUCUGAGGAAGACGUAAAACCAGCGUCAUCAGAUCAUCGCUUGUCAUUUGAUCCCCGAGGAGGCUACGAAGGCCAAAACAGAGGGUAUUACUCAAGAACAGAGGAUUCAUAUUUUACAUAUGGAAGAGGUGAUUAUAGAAGAUAUUAAGCCUAAUCUGCGUCGAGAAUGAGAACAAAAGAACUUCAGCCAUUCAGAUUGUAAAAAAUAAAUCUAAAUUUUCAAUGUGAUUCAUUUAAAAAAUCUUAUAACUAUUUUGUAAUAUUCAAAAUAUUUAUGCAAUGCAAAUUAGUGAAUCUUAAGGAAAUCAGAACACUUCAUAAAUGGAUUUCAAGUGAUCAAAAAGUUUUUAAAUUGCUCUGUAACACUACAUUUUGAGAAAUUGUUUUAAGAAUGUUCUGUAACAUUAAAUAUUUCAUUUUCUUAAUUAUA